UUGAAGUGUUAACACAACAUAACCUCACUUUUAAAGAAAUUGCGAAGCGCAAAAGUUUAUUGUUUGUGUGUGAAAAAUUACACGUUUUUGCAAAUAAAUAAUGGAAACUAGCGCGGAAAGUAGUGAAAAGAGCGAGGGACAGAGUUCAAAGGCCAAAUUAGAUAUAAAAGAAAAGCCAUUAUGCCUGAUAGUCCUGGGAAUGGCUGGUUCCGGGAAAUCAACCUUUGUCCAGAAGCUAGCACAGCAAACGUACAAGAAUAAAUUACCUUACAUCAUUAACCUUGAUCCUGCUUGCAAGGAGACCUCCUAUCCUGUAAAUAUAGACAUACGAGACACAGUGAACUACAAGAAAGUAAUGAAGGAAUACAAAUUGGGGCCCAAUGGAGGCAUAGUAACAUCCCUAAAUCUCUUCUCGACAAAAUUCGGAAAGGUUGUGGAGCUUAUUGAACGUGCCGGGGAGAAGCAUGAACUCUGCAUCAUUGAUACUCCCGGACAAAUUGAAGUCUUCACAUGGUCUGCAUCCGGAACAAUAAUAACCGAAGCUCUGGCCACUACAUUCCCCACGAUAGUUGUGUACAUCAUGGAUGUGGUUCGAUCGACAAACCCAACAACCUUCAUGUCCAACAUGCUCUAUGCUUGCUCCAUCCUGUACAAGGCUCGCCUUCCCUUUAUCAUUGUCAUGAACAAAAUUGAUAUAACAGAGCCGGAUUUUGCAUUGGAAUGGAUGCAGGACUUUGAGGUGUUCCAGGAGGCAUUGGAAAAGGAAACAACGUAUGUGAGCAAUCUCACGAGAACAAUGUGCCUGACCCUCGAUGAAUUCUACAGAGAUCUCAAGGCUUGUGGUGUGUCUUCGAAAACGGGAAUUGGAUUUGCCAAGUUCCUCGAUCUCCUCGAUGAAGGGGUUAAGGAAUAUGAGAGGGACUACAAAGCAGACUACAUAAAAAUGCGAGAGAUUAAGGAGAAGGAAAAUAAGCAGCGAUAUGAAGAGAAACUCAGAGAAGCAGCAAAAAUAGGUCCUGGAAAGGAAGUUCCAUUGGGUUUGGUAACUCACGUGCCUAGCGGUGUGGAGCUCUCGAGUGUCUACCUCAAACAUCCCGGGGGUGAUGAUUCAGACGACGAAGACGACGGUGAGGAAGAAGUGAGACCAAUGGACGUGGAAAUGGAGGAGCAGAAUUUUCAAACUUUCAUCCAACAACACAAAGACAAGGUAACAAAGCAAAAGAAUCAAUAAAAUGAAUUAAGAUAAUUUUUUAUUGAGAGCAGGAUGGAGGAAUAAAGAAUUUCUGAAUUUUGCAAUAUCA
This is a messenger RNA of Lutzomyia longipalpis, 1301 nucleotides long. Its product is annotated as GPN-loop GTPase 1. Lineage: Eukaryota; Metazoa; Arthropoda; Insecta; Diptera; Psychodidae. Gene Ontology annotation, molecular function: GTPase activity. The coding region runs from base 101 to 1231 and encodes 376 amino acids. The record is from RefSeq and is a predicted model, not a curated record. The transcript is spliced from 3 exons.